AUGUCAACCAUGAAAGCAUUCCAAUUCGACGACGUGCAGAGCGGUCUCCAUUUGAGAACCGUAUCACGUCCCCAACCAGCGCACGGCCAAGUGAUCAUACAGAUCAAAGCAGCUGGUCUGUGUCACUCCGACUGCUUCAUCCUCCAAGACGAUCAAUACAACAUGAUCAUGAAGCGACCUAUAGUAUUAGGUCAUGAAGUGGCCGGGACGAUCAUAGAACUCGGUCCAGGAGUCUCAGAUUAUGAAGUUGGUGACAAGGUCGUGGUGGGAAUCCCCACGCAUCCCGUGGCUCAGGACAGCUUCAUCAAAGCCAUUGGGCUCGGCUAUGAUGGCGGUUAUGCAGAGCAGGCCAUGGCCUGGGUAGAGAAUCUCGUUCGGAUUCCGCCCGGUGUUUCUUUCGCACAAGCCGCUGUUGCGAACGAUUCGAUCGCGACCGCCUAUCACGCCGUGAUCACGGAAGGCCAUGUCAGUCCCAAUAGCAGGGUGGCUAUUGUGGGGCUGGGCGGGCUGGGUCUCUCUGCCAUUCAGAUUGCUGCUAUUCACGGAGCUCGGAUAUAUGCAGUGGAUAUUGAUGAGACCAAAUUCCCUCUUGCUCGGGAGUUGGGGGCCAUCGGGUGCGCCAGCGGACUUGAUAAAUUCGAGGAUAUCGUGUUUGAUACAGUGGUUGACUUUGCCGGUGCUGGCAUAACGACUGCGGCAGCAGUGAACGCCGUCAAGCCAUGCGGUCGCGUGGUAGUGGUCGGCCUGGCUGCGAAGCAGAUGAAUUUGGAUACGCAUUCAGUGAUUACCAGGAACAUUACUUUGCAGGGGUCGAUUGGCUCGAGCCUGGAAGAAUUAAAGGAGGUCUUGAGACACAUCGCCGACGGUCGUCUUUCUCCCAUUUUAGAGGAGAUUUCUUUCGACAGCAUCCCGCAGGGACUUGAGCGAUUGGCGCAAGGAAAGGUGACUGGUCGUUUGUUCACAGAUCCGACUGCAUAG
Aspergillus oryzae RIB40 is the source of this 978-nucleotide messenger RNA. Its product is annotated as zinc-binding dehydrogenase. Gene Ontology annotation, molecular function: oxidoreductase activity; zinc ion binding. The transcript has a single exon. The record is from RefSeq and is a predicted model, not a curated record. Lineage: Eukaryota; Fungi; Ascomycota; Eurotiomycetes; Eurotiales; Aspergillaceae. The coding region runs from base 1 to 978 and encodes 325 amino acids.